Messenger RNA from Peronospora matthiolae, 1182 nucleotides. The record is from the annotation of a GenBank genome assembly. NCBI's taxonomy places the organism in Eukaryota, Oomycota, Peronosporomycetes, Peronosporales, Peronosporaceae.
AUGCAUCUGAAUCACGUCCUGCUCGCGACAGCCAUUGCUUUGUUCGUAAACAAUGAAGGUGUUGUCACGGCUGGGAACUCGGAGAGUCUUUACAACCACGAUGGUCAAAUCGCUCAAGAAGGACAAGGCGACGAUGACAGCUCUGCCCUCGAUCCCGACCGAGCAGCUGUGAUCGCAGCCAAGACCCCAAGUACCAAGAGUGGCAUAAUGCUCGCUCCUGACUCGAGCCUCGAUGACGAUAGCGAGCUUGUAGCAAGCGACGAUGAUGACAGUGAGUCGAGUGAGUGGACCAGCUCCAGCGGCUCUAAUGAUGGCCUGGACGGUCUCUUUGGUCAAGGCAGCAACAGCCUCGAUCUCGAUUUUGACCCAACCUUUUUGAUUGCGGGGAAGACCCCCACGACGAAGGAGGGUGUGAUGGCUGCUUCUGACUCCGCUAGCGGCGAUGACGAUGACGACAUGGAGAUCUGGUCAGGCUCAAGCGAUGACGACAGUGAGUCGAGUGAGUGGACCAGCUCCAGUGGCUCUAUUGAUGACCUGGGCGGUUUUGUUGGUCAAGGCAGCAUCAGCCUCGAUCUCGACUUUGAUCCCACCCUUUUGAUUGCGGGGAAGACCCCCACGACGAAGAAAGGUGUGAUGGCUGCUUCUGACUCUGCUAGCGGCGAUGACGAUGACGACAUGGAGAUCUGGUCAGGCUUAAGUGACGAAGACAGCGGUUCGUUCGAGAUGAGCGGCAGCAGCGAUCAAGAUGACUUGUUUUCAGUGGAUGGCAGUGGAUUCGAUGACUUCCUGAAGGCCCUCGGAUUGUCUUCGGGUAGCCUGGACUUCGACGUCGGCAGCGGCUCGCUAGACUCAAAGAAGGCUCCGAAGAAGACGAAGUAUGCCAGUUCAUCCGCUUCGGCCAGCAGUGAAACGAUCGACUUUGACGACUUCUUUGCGGACAUGAAAGGUUCAGGCCUUGGUGGCGGCUUGGGUGGCCUGAUGAUGCCUCCUGCCCCAGAUGCAUCGACCGCUGCCGGUAGCUCAAGCGCUUCGGGCAGCGGUAAAGUUACCCCUGAGUGUAAGGAAGGUUGGUGGAGCAAGACCAAGGCGUGGUUUGGCAGCUGGAUAAAGGUGACCACGGACAAGGAUUGCCCACCUGCUUCUGCCCCUGCCCCACAUACGCGCAAACUCCGUGAGGAGUAG